AACGCCUGCGCCGACUUUGACCACGUGGGGACGUUUUUGCAGAGGUAGCAAAACAUCCGCAGUGAUGCUCGCCCCGCGUCUGCCAGAGGGCUUGAAAAAACUUUGUUUUCCUUCUUUUUGACACUGAAGCAACUCGAGGACGAAGCCGCGACGGGUUUUCUACCACGGCCACUCUUUCUAGACAAUGCCCCACGACCCCGACACUCCUCCGGCUAAAAAGUUUAAGCCGGGGUCUGUUUUUUUCCGCCACGAUAAGAAUAAACCUGGAAUGCUGCUGCCCAGAAAGGGAAAUGCGACCACUCCGAUAGAAGUCCAGAGGAAACAGCUUCCAAUCUACCAGGCAAAACCUCAGCUACUGAACCAACUGAGACAGCUCCAUAAUGCCAUCCUGAUAGGGGAGACCGGCUCUGGGAAGACCACUCAGAUCCCCCAGUAUCUGUACGAGGCCGGCAUCGGUCGACAGGGAGUGAUCGCCAUCACCCAGCCCCGUCGAGUUGCUGCGAUCUCACUGGCAGGAAGGGUAGCAGAGGAGAAAAGGACUCAACUUGGCAAACUGGUCGGUUACACGGUGCGUUUUGAGGAUGUCACCUCCUCGGAGACGAAGCUGAAGUUCAUGACAGAUGGCAUGCUCCUGCGUGAGGCCAUCGGGGACCCCUUACUGCUGCGCUACACCGUGGUGGUGCUGGAUGAAGCCCACGAACGCACCGUGCACACGGACGUGCUGUUCGGCGUGGUGAAGACGGCCCAGCGCAGGCGCAGAGAGCUCAACAAGAUUCCUCUGAAGGUCAUCGUGAUGUCAGCCACGAUGGAUGUGGAUUUAUUCUCAGAAUACUUCAACAAGUCCCCUGUGUUGUACUUGGAGGGCAGGCAGCAUCCCAUUCAGAUCUACUACACCAAGCAGCCCCAGUCAGACUAUCUGCAGGCUGCACUCAUCUCCAUCUUCCAGAUCCACCAGGAGGCACCUCCGUCCCAUGACAUCUUAGUCUUCAUGACGGGCCAGGAGGAGAUCGAAGCUUUGGCGAGGACGUGCCGGGACAUCGCUAAGCAUCUGCCUGACGGCUGUAGCCCCAUGAUGGUCAUCCCUUUGUAUGCAUCGCUGCCCCCAGCACAGCAGCUCAGGGUCUUCCAGCCAGCUCCCAAGGGCUCCCGAAAGAUCAUCAUCUCCACCAACAUUGCCGAGACAUCGGUUACAAUAUCUGGGAUUAAAUACGUCAUAGACACGGGGAUGGUGAAGGCCAAACGUUUCAAUCCUGACAGUGGUCUGGAGGUGCUGGCAGUGCAGCGUGUUUCUAAAGCCCAGGCGUGGCAGCGAGCGGGCCGAGCCGGCAGGGAGGACUCCGGCUCCUGCUACCGUCUCUACACUGAGAAGGAAUUCGACAACCUCAUCCCCAUGACUGUGCCUGAGAUCCAGAGGUGCAACUUGGCCGGUGUGAUGCUGCAGCUCAUGGCUCUGGGGAUUCCAGAUGUGAUGAAUUUUGAUUUCAUGUCCAAGCCAUCUCCAGAGGCCGUCCGCUCUGCUGUGGAGCAUUUGGAGCUCCUGGGAGCUGUGGAGAAGAAGGAGGGCCAGGUUUCUCUCACUGCUCUGGGAAAGAAGAUGGCCAGCUUCCCCCUGGAGCCCAGAUAUGCAAAGACCAUCCUGUUGUCCCCGGACUACUCCUGCUCCGAGGAGGUUUUGAGCAUCGUGUCUCUGCUGUCAGUGGACACUGUAUUGUACAACCCACCAGCCCGGCGGGAGGAGGUGCAAUCAGCGCGCAAGAAAUUCACCUCUAGCGAAGGAGACCACGUGACGCUGCUCAACAUUUACAGGGCGUUCAAGAAAGUCAGUGGUAAUAAGGAGUGGUGCCGAGAGAACUUUGUCAACAGCAGGAACAUGGGUCUGGUGAAGGAGGUCCAGGCGCAACUCAAGGAAAUCUGCCUUAAGCUGAACCUGAAGCUGGAGUCAUGCGGGGCAGACAUGGGGAAGGUUCGCCGCUGCCUCGCCCACGGGAUGUUCGUCAACGCGGCGGAACUGCAGCCCGACGGCAGCUACUUGGCUCUGGACACCCACCAGCCCGUGGCCAUCCACCCCUCCUCCGUCCUCUUCCAGGGCAAGCCAGCAUACGUGGUGUUCAACGAACUGCUGCACACCUCCCGCUGCUACAUGAGAGACCUCUGUCUGGUGGACGCCGACUGGCUGCUGGACGCGGCGCCAGAUUACUUUGGCCGCAAGCUCCAUCUCAGCAAGAGCUAACCAAUAGAGAUGCAGGACGUCUGCCUCAAAUCACAAUGCGUUCUAUGGAUUAAGACACUUAUUGCAAGUCAGAACAGUUUCUGUGUAGUAUAUUCUCCGGAUUCCACUACCUCCCAGUUGACAAGCAUCUAGCAUGUGUCACUGCAGCAGAAAUCUGCAUUUUGAGGCCUCACAACGUUGACUUCCUCCAGACUGUAAUUCCAAUUUUAUAAGCUGUAUUUCUUCUGUGUGACAGCGUUUCAUUUCACCAUUCAGCCACAUGUUUAACACCUGAAAAGAAGAUUCUUCAGUUCCUUCAGUAUUUGCAUGCAAGUUAGCAGCAUAGAUUACCUCUCAGAGUGUAGUUAGCAGGACUCACUAAGGUUUAAAUGCUACUCAUCAUAUGUUUGUCUCGCUAUAUAUUGCACUAAGUAGUUAAACUACCUACCAAGCAGCAUUCAGAACACCAUAGCAGACUGGUUAGAUAUUUUCAGUGUAAUAUUGAAUAAUAGUGAAGACAUUGAAAUGUUGUAUUUAACUUGGCCACUGUGUAGUUUAUAGGUUUAGAUAAGUUUUUCUACACACAGGAGAUCUGUUUUAAUCUAAGAAAACAAGGAAAAACGCCAAAGUAGAUAUCACACGAGUUCACUGUGUGAACAUACUGUGUAUGUUUAAUAGUCCUCAUUCAACACUUGCCAUGUUAGCUUGUGCAUGUUCUUUUUCACAGCCACUAAAAUAACAUGCACGUCAGGGGAAAUAGCAUGCCUUAUUCUCCUGGUUCUAGUCUUUACUGUGUCUCAUAUUCUCACUCAUCCCCUACACAGACUACACACAUAUCUUUACUGACAGCAAAUGUAUGCAAUGCAUGGAGAUUAUAGUCAACGAUCUGUUAGCUCAGGUCCUUCAUACUUCAUAGAAUGUAAAUCAUAGUGUUAAGAAAUAGGAUGAAUGCUUUGAUUUUCUUUUUGUUUUUUUUUUCCCCCGAACUGGACUCAGGAUUGUACAAUAUAUACUGGAAUCUGAAUAAAUCACAUAACCUUUCUAACUUUGCAAUCAAACACCAAAUGUAUUUGAGGUUGCUGUAGACAGUUGUCAGUCUAUGCUCUUCUUUGAAUCUCUUAGAGAACACGCUGCACAUGUGGUUCACAGAUAGAAGUGCAGACUUUAGGAUCUGCAUGUAUGUAGUAGGUGAACUGCACAUCUUUGAUAUGGUCUUAUAUAACCACACUUGUUACAGUUUCUAAUAAAAACAUCUGACCACCUACAUGAGUAAAACUUAAAA
Mugil cephalus (flathead mullet) is the source of this 3491-nucleotide messenger RNA. It is a transcript of the gene dhx33, whose product is annotated as DEAH (Asp-Glu-Ala-His) box polypeptide 33. The record is from RefSeq and is a predicted model, not a curated record. The transcript has 12 exons. Gene Ontology annotation, molecular function: RNA binding; ATP binding. The coding region runs from base 185 to 2230 and encodes 681 amino acids. Lineage: Eukaryota; Metazoa; Chordata; Actinopteri; Mugiliformes; Mugilidae. Gene Ontology annotation, biological process: positive regulation of transcription by RNA polymerase I. Gene Ontology annotation, cellular component: nucleolus; intracellular anatomical structure.